Microthlaspi erraticum is the source of this 1788-nucleotide messenger RNA. NCBI's taxonomy places the organism in Eukaryota, Viridiplantae, Streptophyta, Magnoliopsida, Brassicales, Brassicaceae. The record is from the annotation of a GenBank genome assembly.
AUGGAGAAGCCACCGUCGCGUCUGUUGCUUCCUUCGCUUGUACUGCUUUUCUUCAUCUACGGCGUUGCUCCGGUGAUAUCCGACGGCUCCGAUCACCGUUACAAAGUCGGUGACGAUGUUCCUCUUUAUGCCAACAAAGUCGGGCCGUUUCACAAUCCGAGUGAAACAUACCGAUACUUUGAUCUACCAUUCUGUUCAUCAGCUCCGGUUAAGGAAAAGAAGGAAGCUCUUGGGGAAGUUCUGAAUGGAGAUCGGUUAGUCAGUGCACCAUACAAGCUUGAAUUUUUGGGUGAGAAGAACUCUGAAGUUGCAUGCAGAAAGAGGUUGAGCAGAGAAAACGUUGCUAAGUUUCGAGAUGUGAUCUCGAGAGACUACUACUUUCAGAUGUAUUAUGAUGACUUGCCCAUCUGGGGAUUCCUGGGGAAAGUUGUCAAGGAUGGAAUAUCUGACCCGUCCGAGUACAAAUACUUUCUCUUCAACCACCUUCAGUUUGAGAUUUUCUAUAACAAGGACCGUGUUAUUGAAAUCAUUGUGAGAACAGACCAGAACUUCCUUGUGGACUUGACCGAGGACAAGGAAGUCGAAGUGGAUUUCACGUACACAGUUCGGUGGAAGGAAACAGAGAUUCCAUUCGAGAAGAGGAUGGAGAAAUACUCACUGGCUUCCUCAAUGCCGCAUCACUUGGAAAUCCACUGGUUCUCGAUCAUUAACUCAUGUGUCACAGUUCUUCUCUUGACUGGCUUCCUUGCUACUAUACUCAUGCGAGUAUUGAAGAAUGAUUUUGUCAAGUAUGCACAUGAUGAAGAGGCAGCUGAAGACCAAGAAGAGAGUGGGUGGAAAUUGAUCCAUGGUGAUGUAUUUAGGUUCCCAAAACACAAAUCCCUGCUGGCUGCAGCUCUUGGUUCUGGCACACAACUGUUUACACUAGCUGUUUUCAUCUUUAUGCUUGCGUUAGUCGGUGUCUUUUAUCCCUACAAUCGUGGAGCAUUGUUUACUGCAUUGGUCGUCAUAUAUGCACUCACUUCAGGGAUUGCUGGAUAUACUGCUUCUUCUUUCUAUUGCCAACUAGAAGGAACUAAUUGGGUUAGGAACGUUAUGCUGACUGGAAGUCUCUUCUGUGGACCUCUUUUACUCACUUUCUCCUUCCUUAACACCGUGGCGAUUGCUUACCAAGCCACUGCAGCGUUGCCAUUCGGGACAAUUGUGGUCAUUUUCCUUAUAUGGGCGCUGGUUACUUCACCGUUGUUAAUAUUGGGAGGCAUCGCCGGUAAAAACAGAAAAUCCGAGUUCCAAGCUCCUUGCCGUACCACAAAGUAUCCAAGAGAGAUCCCACCAAUGCGCUGGUACCGGAGAACACUUCCGCAGAUGGCUAUGGCUGGUUUCUUGCCCUUCAGUGCCAUUUACAUUGAGCUUUAUUACAUAUUUGCCAGUGUUUGGGGUCACAGAAUAUACACCAUCUACAGUAUUCUCUCCAUCGUCUUCCUUAUUCUCAUCAUCGUCACUGCUUUCAUCACGGUCGCUUUGACAUACUUCCAACUUGCUGCCGAAGACCAUGAAUGGUGGUGGAGAUCAUUGCUGUGUGGUGGAUCAACGGGCUUAUUCAUAUACGCCUACUGUUUGUAUUACUACUAUGCAAGAUCGGAUAUGUCAGGGUUCAUGCAGACGUCUUUCUUCUUUGGAUACAUGGCUUGCAUCUGCUACGGAUUCUUCCUCAUGCUUGGUGCAAUCGGUUUCCGUGCUUCGCUUUUCUUUGUCCGUCACAUUUACCGCUCCAUAAAGUGCGAGUAA